This is a messenger RNA of Peromyscus californicus insignis, 237 nucleotides long. RefSeq names its product serine peptidase inhibitor Kazal type 1 (gene Spink1). Gene Ontology annotation, molecular function: serine-type endopeptidase inhibitor activity; protein binding. The record is from RefSeq and is a predicted model, not a curated record. The coding region runs from base 1 to 237 and encodes 78 amino acids. The transcript has 4 exons. NCBI's taxonomy places the organism in Eukaryota, Metazoa, Chordata, Mammalia, Rodentia, Cricetidae.
AUGAAGGUGGCAGCUAUCUUUCUUGGUGUCUUGGUCCUGCUCAGUUUAGCAGGUAACACUACGGCUGACUUCGCGGGCAAAAAGGCUGAUUGCAAUUAUGGAGUUACAGGAUGUCCCAGGAUUUAUGACCCUGUGUGUGGGAUGGAUGGAAUUACUUACUCCAAUGAAUGCACCCUGUGCUCUGAAAACAGGGAACGCCAGGUUCCUGUCCUCAUUAGAAAAUACGGACCUUGCUGA